ACGUUCGUAUCUGUCGGUCGAACUAAAGUUCCUUUAGACAAAGAAUGGGCUGAACUCGCUUUAAAAGAAUUAAAAGGCAAAGAUCCGGAAAAAGCGUUAACAUGGCAUACCGCAGAAGGAAUAGAUGUAAAGCCUGUUUAUACAAAAACAGAUGCUGAAAUCAUUAAAGAUGAGAUCCCGGGAAAAUUUCCUUUUACAAGGGGUCCAUAUGCUACUAUGUAUACAGCAAGGCCUUGGACUAUUCGACAGUAUGCCGGAUUCAGUACUGUGGAAGAAUCAAAUGCUUUUUAUCGUAGGAAUUUGGCUGCUGGCCAACAAGGUCUUUCUGUUGCAUUUGACUUGGCUACUCAUCGAGGUUAUGAUUCAGAUCAUCAACGUGUAGUGGGUGAUGUUGGCAUGGCUGGUGUUGCAAUUGAUUCGGUAGAGGACAUGAAGGUUCUUUUUGAUGGAAUUCCGCUUAAAUCAAUGUCUGUUUCUAUGACAAUGAAUGGUGCUGUAUUACCAAUUUUAGCCAUGUAUAUAGUAGCGGGCUUAGAACAGGGUGCUCAAUUAAAAGAAUUGUCUGGCACUAUACAGAAUGAUAUUCUCAAAGAAUUUAUGGUUCGAAAUACGUUCAUAUACCCACCAGAACCAUCAAUGAAGUUAAUUGGUGAUAUUUUUUCUUACACUGCAAAGAAUAUGCCGAAAUACAAUUCAAUUUCUAUAUCUGGCUAUCAUAUGCAAGAGGCUGGUGCUGACAAUGUUCUUGAACUGGCUUUCACUAUUGCUGAUGGUUUAGAGUAUGCUAGAACAGGUAUCAAUGCAGGAAUGUCAAUUGAUCAAUUUGCACCAAGAUUAUCUUUCUUUUGGGGUAUUGGGAUGAAUUUUUAUAUGGAAAUUGCAAAAAUGAGAGCUGCUCGCCGUUUAUGGGCUCAUAUGGUUCAGGAAAAGUUCAACCCAAAAAAUAAAAAAUCAUUAAUGUUGCGUACACAUUGUCAGACCUCCGGUUGGUCACUUACCGAACAGGAUCCGUAUAACAAUAUUGUGAGAACAACUAUAGAAGCAAUGGCUGCUACGUUAGGAGGGACACAAUCCCUUCAUACAAAUUCAUUUGAUGAAGCAGUGGGUCUUCCAACAGAAUUUUCUGCCCGCAUUGCACGAAAUACUCAACUUAUUAUCCAGGAAGAAGCUUUUAUCCCCAAAGUUGCUGAUCCUUGGGGUGGUAGUUAUAUGAUGGAAAAUUUGACUGAUGAAAUUUAUCACACUGCAAGAAAAGUUGUGGAAGAAGUAGAGGAAAUGGGUGGAAUGGCAAAAGCUGUCGCAAGUGGUAUGCCAAAACUAAAAAUUGAAGAGAGUGCAGCUCGAAGGCAGGCUAGAAUCGAUUCUGGUCAAGAGACAAUUGUUGGAGUAAAUAAGUAUAGACUUGAAAAAGAGACAGAAAUUGAAGUCCGCACUAUUGACAACACUAAAGUAAGAGAAGAACAAAUUAAACGUAUAAAAAAUGCCAAGGCGACGAGAGACGAAACACUAGCACAAAAUACAUUAAACGCUCUAGAAGAAUGCGCAAGAACACAGAAUGGAAAUUUAUUGGAAUUGGCUAUUGAAGCAUCAAAGGCGCGAUGUACCGUGGGUGAGAUAUCAUAUGCACUUGAAAAAGUCUGGGGGCGUCACGAACCAACGAGUCGUGUUGCCAGUGGUGCUUAUAAAUCUGCAUAUGGAACUGCAGACGAAACAGAAGAGACAAUGAAACUAGUAGAGCAAACAAAAGAAAAGUUGGGUGUUAACCCAAGAAUUUUAGUGGCAAAAUGUGGCCAAGAUGGGCAUGAUCGAGGUGCCAAAGUGAUUGCUUCAGCUUUCAGUGAUUUUGGAUUUGAUGUCGAUCUAUCUCCAUUAUUCAGUACACCUGAAGAAGUAGUACGUCAAGCUAUUGACAAUGACGUCCAUGUUAUUGGUGUUUCUUCACAAGCAGCUGGACAUAAAACACUGAUACCGGCAAUUAUAAAUGAGCUUAAAAGACUCGGUAUAAAUGACAAAAUUGUAGUAGUUGGGGGUGUUAUUCCACAUCAAGAUUAUAAAUUCUUAUACGAUGCAGGAGUAAGUUCAAUAUUUGGACCCGGUACUAAAGUUCCCCAAGCUGCUAAAGAAGUUGUCUUAAAAAUUCAACAAAACAUAAAAGAUGAACCUAUAACAUCUGAUAAAUCUAUAUUGAUAGAAAUAUAUGUUAACGAAGGAAGAAUUGAAUUUAAGAAAUGUGGUAAAGAUUGCGGAGUUUUAUUCACGCCACGCACCGGUAUCGGUGAUGCAACGCAUUAUUGUGACGACAAUAGUUUUCGCGUAGAGUUGUUAGAAUGUGCUAAACUUUUGAAUUUGCCAAACGAUGAUUAUACGCGAGAACUAAUUGCACAAAUCCAGCUGGAUUACCUUUAUGUACCACAAAAUGAAAAGGAAUCUAUCUUACUUUUAGUUUCUGAAAGUGAACAAUCUAUAAAACAUCAAUUAUUGGGAAAAUGGAGUUUAAAUGAUUUGGAUGCAACCAUUUGCUUUACAGAGGUGUUAGACGACCUCAAGAUUCAAGAUCUAAAUCUAUGUUGUGACAUCUAUGAAGAUGUAGCUACUCGCGAGUCUCAUUUUAUGGAAGAGCCGAUACUUCCUAGUAGCAUACAAAAGAAUAAUCUGUAUCCCAUACCGACUUUAAAACAAUUAUCCAAUAAACUACCGAUUACGGAUGUCUCUUCUGAACCUUUCAUAGAAAGCGAGAUGCAACGAUUUACAUUGGAUGAUUUAUGUUUAUCACAUCAUGAAGAAGUGGUAGAUGAUAUUACAAAUAUUAUGUCAUUCUUAAAGGAAAAUGACAUUCGCAACUAUAAUGAUUUUAUUGUUUCUGUCAAAGAAUUGAAAUUUGAGAAUCAUUACAUUGAAGAACCUCUAAUUUCGAUAAAAGCCAAUAAAAGCGUACAAGAUCUGCCAACUAAAAUUAUUGAAGUUGUUCCCUUUAUUAUAAAUGAUAUUAAUGUAAACAUUAAGAAUGAUCAAUUGGUUCCUGAGGAAACUGGUGUAAAAGCACCUUUAGAGAUGUUAAAUAAAUGGGAAAGAAUUGAUGAAUCAACCCUUGAAAUUGAGGAAAUUCCAGAUUAUGGUUGUGUAGAAUUUGAUAUUCCAAUUGAUUUAUUUUUGCCUUCCCGCGAGACCCUUCAAUUAGAACCCGCAAUGAUACCUGUAAAAUAUGAUCCUUUGGAGAUAGAUCAUAGAAAACGACGAACGGAAUCUUUAGCACAAACAAUCAAGUCUGUGGUAUCUGAAGAUGAUGAUACCUUCAUGCAUCAGAAAUUAGAUGAUCAUACAGCGCUUCAGUCAGAUCUUGAGAAGAUGCUAAAAGUUGAAAACCCUGAUGAAAAUUGGAAAUCUGUCAUUAUGCGGCAAUCAAUGGAUGAACUAGAAGGAUUAAAAUUCAAGAUUCCGCAAAUACCGCAUCCUGUUUCACAAAUCACUAGAGGAAGUGCAAAUGAUGAUGAUGGCGCUUCGUUCCCUUUAAUACCAACUAAAAUUUCCGACUUAAUUGCGCGUCCAAAUUCAUUGCAUUCUGAUUUUCAAAUAUUGACAUCAUUUAGUGGAAUGAAAGCUUUAGAGUUUGAGUUGCAUUGGAAUCCAAUUAAAAAAAAUAUCUCUAAGAUAGAAUUUGAACAAGUCGUCAACAUGAAGCCUUCAUCUCAGGAGAUGUCAGACACUCUUAAUGAUCUAUGUAGCUGUGCUAGCAGUGAUGAUAUUUUGGAUACGAUAGAUGUGCAAUUUUUUGAAAUUCAUGAUUCACAUUUGAUAACAAGGAAAAAAGAAAAGCAUGAAAGUGGUCACAAGUCAAAAAGAUUAGAACUCGAAGAAGAAGCUUCUUUGAUAGCACCAAGGUGUAUCAAUAACAACAAUUUUAUGACAGGUUCUUGCAAAGAGACGCUUGCAAAAAACAUUCCACAUCAAUCCCACCUUAAAUCUAAUCAUAAAAAAAAAGAGGUUCCUGUCGGCAAUUCCGCUGAUAUCCGCGAUUUACUACAGACUGACAUUAUACCGUCAAAAAUGAAAAUUUCUUCCGACAUACCCGGUUUAUCUAGCGCAGAUAGAGUCAUAAAAUGGCUUUCCAGCUAUGAUGAAUCGAUUUCGGUGAAUAAGGAUAACGAUGUCCACACAAAUAAUGUAGAUUUAUCUGACUUUUCUCCUACUGAUGGUGAAGUCCCAGUUGAGAAUUCUUCAUUGUACUCUAAUGAACAGCAGAACUUUAAUAUCUUUCGAAAUACUUCCUCCAUAUGUAAUGAUGUUUCGUCGAAAACAUUGUUUGAUUUUAAGAAUGUACAAGAUUCUUUUACCAAACCAAAUGAUUUCAAAUCUGGUACUUUUUCGGCAAAAAAGUCAAUAGAUGAUUUCUUGAUUCUGCGAGGAAAAAUUACACCGAAUGAACGUCGAGAUAUUGAAUUAAAAAAAAGGUUUCAUUUCGCAAUCAAAAGCGGGGAAGAAUCAAAACAAGUAGUUCCCAGUAUCAAACCGCCAAACAAUAACGACAGACAUACUCGUUAUCCACACCUAGUCCCUUCGGGGUCACAGCUUACUGACAGUGACAAAAGUAAUAAAAAUGUGCAGAAUGCUCACGUUAUGGCAAGAACCAUUAUCGAGAAUAUAUCAAUGCCAGUAGUUACUCAUAAAUACAUAGUAUCAGCUCGACUUUUGGCAAAUCGUGGCUUGUUAUCAGCUUUAAAAAGUAUUUACUGCAAGGUUGAAGUUUUUGAACGUGAUUUCGAAUACAUGAGACCUUUGUUACCAGAUGACGAAUUAGAAACUCCUUAUAUAGACUGCGAUCUCAUUAUAGAUGGGAGGACUGGAAUUAUAUACUACCCUCUCAAUUUAAUAUCUCAAGAACAAUCCGUCCCAACCAUUACUCGAACAAUCAUUCGUCUCGCACAAAAAUAUUCAAGCUUAUACGUGAUUUUCGAGACUUACACAUGGAAUAACAGAACAACCAACGACAGCGAUACGGGAUUAUACAUUCUUCCGUAUCCAUUUACUUUACCCGUUUUAAAGGCUGUUGCAGGAUUACAGGCCAUCUUAACGCGUUAUUCGUGUGAUGCACACAUAAUAUUUUCUCCCUGUGAAGAAAUGUCCGCAAGACUUGCGAGAUUGAUAGGUGAUCUUUGUGCAUCAAAGUGUGAAGAAGAAAGAGUGAAAGAUCGUCAGCAAUGGGAGAGUAGAGAUUGGAUGACUAUGGAAGAAAGUUUGCAUGAAAGAUUUUUGUCAUGCUUUUCUCCACUGAUUAAUCCAUUCACCGCACAAAUUAUUUUAACCGCCAUAUCCAUGCCUGAAUUCCUCCGAAUGACGCAUAGUGAACGAUAUGCGAUGUUUGGUAGAUGGAUAGAUGAAUGGAGAUUGGAAAAAUUUGAAACAAUAAUACACACAGCUCUUUCAAGCGAUCCUGGACAAUCAUUUACAAACGAUGAACCCGAUGUACAUAUGAAUGAUGAUCAAAUAGAUGCCGAGUGGAUCAAUGAACUCAAAGACUCUGAAUUGGAAGAGUUUUAUAAUUAA
Dentiscutata erythropus is the source of this 5541-nucleotide messenger RNA. The record is from the annotation of a GenBank genome assembly. NCBI's taxonomy places the organism in Eukaryota, Fungi, Glomeromycota, Glomeromycetes, Diversisporales, Gigasporaceae.